Molecule: messenger RNA, 4432 nt
Organism: Cuscuta europaea
Lineage: Eukaryota; Viridiplantae; Streptophyta; Magnoliopsida; Solanales; Convolvulaceae
Source: the annotation of a GenBank genome assembly
CACAAGUCUUGUCUGCUCUACCCAUCUCUCCUUUCUCACUGUCGCCGUCUUUCUUUGACUGAUUCAACUCAGUUUUCCAUUGACGCGGCUUCUCUGUGGUUUCUUAGCUCUCUCAUUGCAGCCCGACCUGCCACUUCCCCUGUGAUAUCAAUUCCUUCGAUCUACUAUCGCCACCCUCCUCCGAUCCCACACCAGAAAGACGCAAAGUGCCGCAGAUCUGCCAUCGGUUUAGUAGAGAAAUCUCCGUAUCGGCGUGAAUAGAGAUCGCCUUUCAUCGCUUCUGCGCCUUACACAGGAGGGAGUGCUUGUUCGAUCUUCAAGCUCUGGGGCUUGUGUGCGCUGCGCCUGGUGCGCUUCCAGACGCUCGACUUUGACUACCUUGGGAGUGACAAUAAAUGAUCUUGCUUUUUACACUUUUGUCCAUCUUCCCAAAAGUAUUUGUUUUUAAGUUAAUGGAAAAAAAGUAAAAGUAAAGGUAAAUUUGUCACUUUAUUCUUAUUUACAUACCUAAAAUAGAAAGUGGAAAAUCAUUUUGGGACAACCAAAAUAGGAAAUUUUGCAAAUCAAAUUGGGACGGAGAGAGUAUUUUUCAUAUUGCAGCUUCGAAUGAAAAAAAUGAGAACAGGUAGAAGGUUGACGUGUAUUCAUUCGGAAAGUGUUUGCCAGGUAGUACUCCCCCGUCCCACUAAGAUUGUCUCCUCUUUCAUUUUCGGUUUGUUCCUCUAAAAAAGGAUAUAUAUUUCAUACUAUAUUAUUUGUAAGUUAAUUAUUACCUUUCACAAUCAAUUUUGAGUGCAUUAGGUAGUAAUCAUGUUUUUUUUUCAAUUUUUAUUUACUUCAUAUUUAAUUUUAGUAUUGAUUUAAAGUAUUACAGGGUAUAUAAACUCGUUUUUUGCUUGGGGCACCAAAAUCCCCAAAGCCGGCCCUGGCUGCUCUAUACCAUGGGGAUAUUUGGGCGGGAAUACUGUUCUCAAAACAUUUUGCUUUUAUAUAAUGAUGAUGAUGAUAGAUAGUGCAGCCUGUUGACUAGAAUUCUUAAUUCUUGUUUAGUUUGGUGCUUGCAUAAUCUGUAACACUUUAACCAUGCCUUGUAAAUAAUGUAAUCUUGUUGAAUUAUGAUGAUGAGUCAUUCUUAGUGUAUUGUUUGAUUUGAUGAAUUAUUAUCAUGUUAUUUCUGUUAGUGUAUUUAGUUCCAUCAUUUCCAAUGGAGCCAAAGAAUAACUUUUGUUUGGCUUGGGAAUAUGAUGGAACAAAGCAAAAUGGCUCACUAAACUGUUUGCGCUUCUUUAUUAUGAAGCAGUCCACACAAUUUUCAACGUAAUUUCAUCAUGAGUCAUCCAUAAAUAGCCUCUCUUUAGUUUAGGUGGGAGCCUUUGCGUCACUGGGGUAAUGUUGUUGUUUGUAUCUUUGUUAGUUUAUUUAUUUAUUUAUAAAAAUGUCCCUAUAUUGUUUAUAUGUACUGGUUUCCCUACUUUUCAUAUCAUAUAUUCUUAUUAAAAUGUCGUUGCUCGUGUUUCCAUGCUAUUUAGAUUUAGGGUAUUUGUUUUACAGCUGAUUGCAUGUUCUCUAAGAGCCGUUAAACUACGGUUUAACUGAAUCUAACAUCUGAUUUUCCCAGUUGAAAAGAGAUGAUUAUUAUUUCUAUAUAUGUAAAGUUCUCUUGAUUAAUCUCAUCCUUUUCCAAAUUUCUCGACAUGUACAGUUGUACACAAAUUUUAAUUUCUUGAUUGAGAUUUGAUCCAUCACAUAGGAUGGUUGAUGGUUUCUUCAUUUUUAUUUUAAUUAUGCAUUUUUUAACAUUAUCGGCUUAAACAAGAUUGCUGUCUUGAUAUAUUUUCAAAGUAUUCCUCUUUUUGUCUCACCCCUGAUAUGUCAUUUUUAUUGGCCCACAAGUUUCACUUUCUUCACUAUUGAUGUGUGAGUAUGGAUCUUUUGCCACUUUUGAUCCUUCCUAUCGUUUAUCCAACCAAUUUUCGCUGAAUAAGUGACGAGAAGGAACAAAUGUGGGAAUGAAUUUGUAGUUGUGCACCAAUUGUGAAGCUAAAAGUGAAAACAAUCUAAUAUUCGUAGGAACAAAAGUGUAAUAUUAAUUCUCAAAAACAAGUGUAAUAUUAUAUUUCUUUUAUUUCUUAUCCAAUGCAAAUUUCUAAAUGUCAUCUAACAUGAAAGUCAUUUGGAUGUUGCAGUGUUUUAUCCGGUUCUUGCAAACGAGAAUAUUUUGAGGUUGAUUUAUGAUGUUGGAGGCUCUCAUACUAGUUGGUAGAGAUAUUGAAUGUCCAGACUGGUCAACAAUUUGAGAGUUAUUUUCAAAUUUGAGCACAAUGCUGAAUUACAGACGUGCCAUCAUGUUUUUAGCAAUCUUUGUUUAUUUUCUAUUGAGCAACAGUCUUUGCUAUUGUCUUCAGAGUGAUAUUGAUUGUCUAAAAUCAGUAAAGUCUACUUUGCAAGACCCAAAAAGCAACUUGGCCGAUUGGGACUUUAAUAACAACACUGAAGGAUUCAUCUGUAGAUUUACAGGGAUUAACUGCUGGCAUCCUGAAGAAAACAAGGUUCUCAAUGUCAACCUUCGUGAUAUGGAACUCAAGGGAACGUUUCCAAUUGGUCUGAAGGAUUGUAAAGCUUUGACCGGAUUGGAUCUUUCAAGGAAUCAAAUCAGUGGGUCUAUUCCAUCAAACAUCUCCAAAAUCCUUGAUUUUGUGACCACCCUUGAUCUCUCAUCCAACCAAUUAUCAGGACAGAUACCUGAAGACCUUGCAAGAUGCUCCUUCCUGAAUGCUAUUAAGCUUGACAACAACCAGUUUUCUGGUCAAAUACCUCCUGCACUCGGUCAGCUUGGUCGGAUAAACACAUUUAGUGUGGAAAAUAACCAUUUGACCGGACCUGUCCCAAGCUUUGGAAACAAGACCAAACUAAGCUAUAACAAUAAUGUAGGACUAUGUGGGGGCCCAUCUUUGCCGCAGUGCAAGGUUGUGUCAAAGAAAGCAAACUCUGGAUUGAUUGCUAGAGCAGCUGCUGCUGGGGUUUCUGUUGGAAUUUUGUCCUUGGCUAUUGCGAUGUACUUCUAUUUCCGUAGGACAUAUAGGAAAAAGGAAGAUCCUGAUGGUAAUAGUUGGGCAAGGAGUAUUAGAGGUGCCAAAUCCAUUGAGCUUUCCAUGUUCGAGAAGUCUGUUUCAAAAAUGAGAUUAAGUGAUCUCAUGCAGGGCACUGACAACUUCAACAAAACCAACAUCAUUGGGUUGGGAAGAACUGGGACUCUUUACAAGGCAGUUCUUGCAAACGGCACAUCUUUCAUGGUUAAGAGAUUACAAAACACUCAGCACUCUGAAAAAGAAUUUGCAUCUGAAAUGGCAACACUCGGAUCGGUUAAAAACCGCAACUUGGUCCCUCUUUUCGGAUUCUGCAUGGCAAAGCAAGAAAGGCUGUUGGUCUACAAGUACAUGCCCAACGGAACUCUGCACAGCAAGUUGCAUGAUCUCAAUGAUGGAGAAAAACCGUUGGAUUGGACUUUGAGAUUGAAAAUUGCGAUUGGGGCGGCAAAAGGGUUCGCUUGGCUCCACCACAAUUGCAACCCGCGGAUCCUCCACAGAAACAUAAGUUCCAAAUGCAUCUUAUUGGAUGAAGAUCUUGAACCCAAGAUAUCUGAUUUCGGGCUUGCCCGGCUCAUGAACCCGAUUGACACCCAUUUGAGCACCUUUGUAAACGGCGAGUUUGGGGACUUUGGCUACGUCGCUCCUGAAUACUUUAGAACUUUGGUCGCCACUCCGAAAGGAGACGUUUACAGUUUCGGAGUUGUGCUGCUUGAGUUGGUUACUGGAGAGGCGGCCGCGUUUGUGAGCAAAGCCCCUGAGAGCUUCAAGGGCAGCUUGGUAGAAUGGAUUACCCUUCUCUCCAGCGAAUCUAGACUUCAAGAUUCAAUCGACGAGUCUUUGUUGGGGAAGGGGUGCGAUGAUGAGGUUGUCCAGGUUCUUAAGGUUGCUUCUCGCUGUGUUCUACCUGACGUUCCUAAGCAGAGGCCGUCGAUGUUUGAAGUAUACCAAUUCCUGAGAGCAAUCGGGGAGCGUUACAAUUUCACAACAGAUGAUGGUGACAUCUUCUUGCCCCAGGAGACUGAUGAUGGGUUUCACUUGGAUGAACUUAUUGUUGCCCGAGAGAGGUGAAAAAAGGUAUGAGAGACUGUUGGUAUUAGUGGAUGGGAUAUAGAUUAUAUGAUUUGUAGUUAUGUGUUAUAGAUAAUCCUGAAAUAAUAAAUAGUCUUCUUAGAUUUCAAACAAUAAUAAUUGUCUAUAAGUUUUGUUUGUCACUGCACUAUAGGCCUAUAGGGUAUUCAGCUUAUGAGUUCUGGUAUCGUAGGUUGAAUUCCUCAGUUAGAAGGAUUAAUUCCAAUUGCCAUUUUUGUGAAAUCCCUAUUUUAGCCUUUAGCACCAAUUUCUAA